Nicotiana tabacum (common tobacco) is the source of this 1454-nucleotide messenger RNA. NCBI's taxonomy places the organism in Eukaryota, Viridiplantae, Streptophyta, Magnoliopsida, Solanales, Solanaceae. The record is from RefSeq and is a predicted model, not a curated record.
CCACAUGCACACAAUUUUCCUUUCUUGCCCAUAAACAAUUUCACACGUCAUUUUUCUCUUUUAUUUGAUCUUAUCCAUAACAUUUUCCUUGCUCCCCAAUUAAUCCCAGCACAUUGGAUGCCACUCUUGAUAGAAUGUUCUCACACCAAACACACAUUACAUAAAGAGAGAGGAAGACAUGAGAGAACGGGGAGAGACGACACAGAACAUCGGCUUUUGGACAGAGACAACACCCAUUUUAGGAUUUGGCUCUCUGUUAUUGCUCUCACAGAAAAUCAGGCCAAAAUACCAUAGAUGCGACACCAGCCACCACCAGUAGAGCCAUUGUAGAUCUGUCCCCAAAACUGCCAUGGGUCCUCCCUAACAAGCCAUUUUCAUGGUUGUUUCGCCAUUAAUUGUUGAGUAACGUCGAGUAUUGUUCGAGUGCCCCGGUCGACACUUUUCUGUUCAAGGUCCGAUCAGAGGCGUGAAUUGAUUUUCAAUUUAGUGCAAGUUUGCUGUCAAUUGUUUUUGCUUUUCGGUGUCAUACUCAGAGGCAUUCUUAAAUCAAAUUCUGAAAGAAAUUUUGGUUUCAAUAAAGGUAUAUUCCAAACUUCAAGUUUACAAAAGGGCCUGGCAGUAGGAAACUGCAGCUCAUGUUGAAGUGAACUCUCCUGGUCCUCCUGUUAAUGUGGUUUCUAAUAUGGUUUCUGAUUCUGUCAAGCCAUCUAAGUCUGGUAAUGUUUCAAUGGUCCCUGGUUUGACACAAGAUCAAUUCUCCCAAAUGAUGAUGUUACUGCAACAAUCCCAUUUUUCUGUCGAUUCCUGCUCUACUCCCACUCUAAUGGCUUCUGCUAACUUUGCUGGUAAGUUGUUAUCAGAAAGUAUUCCGCUCAAGUCAUGCAUGCUUUCACAAGUAGAUAGUUUUAUUUGGGCUAUAGACUCUGGAGCUUUUGAUCACAUGACCUCUUAUAAGGAUUUACUUUUUAAUCUGCAAACACUACCUGUACCUUGUCUAGUUUCUCUUCCAAAUGGUUACAAAGUCAAAGUUCAUUUAGUAGGAUCCUUGACUUUAUUUUCAAAUUUCACAAUUCAUCAUGUUCUUUAUCUUCCUUCCUUUCAAUACAAUCUUAUUUCAAUUCAUAAGCUGUUAGAACAAUAUAAUGUGAUUAUUCUGUUUACCAGAACUCUUUGUGCUAUACAGGCCCCUUCUCUGAAGAUGCCUCUGGUUCUUAGUAAAUUGGACCACAGUCUCCAUAAACUUUUACUUCCUCCUAUUGCUUCUGCCAGUACCACAUCCUAUUACUCAUCUAUUGUUACUUCCCCUGUUAUUUCCCUUGUUUUUCCCUUAUCUGUGUUUUUCCUGAGAUACAAGCAAAUGUAAAGAAUGUAAUUGUUGUUGAUGCUCAUGAAACACAUGUAAAUACUAAUGCAACUCCGAAUAAUAUCAAUGAAAUGGAUGCAGUUUGGCAUUA